Molecule: messenger RNA, 2169 nt
Organism: Penicillium macrosclerotiorum
Lineage: Eukaryota; Fungi; Ascomycota; Eurotiomycetes; Eurotiales; Aspergillaceae
Exons: 6
Coding region: 1-2169 (722 amino acids)
Biological process (GO): DNA repair
Molecular function (GO): DNA binding; metal ion binding
Source: RefSeq, a predicted model, not a curated record
AUGCGUGUCAAGGUCUCCACCGCAUCGUCACCGGCCCCAACUCAACGCUCCAACGUCUUUGUCUUCCCCCGGGCUCCCAACCCUGUGCAGUCAACCCGAUGGUGCUCUGAAGUAGCUUUCCUAUCUGUCUCCUCUCAUGUCCCCAUAAUCAUGUCCCGGAGGACGCUGGGUGGAGGCCGUGUUCUGGGCACUCCGAGCGCGCUCGCAUCAGCCCCGUCCCCGCAGCCGAAGCCAAGGGUCCUGUCGCCGACUACCAGCAGCGUUUCUCUCAGCUCCCAGACAUCUGCAUCCCAGUUCUCAUCGGAAACUCAAGACCUGACUUCCCGGAUCUCCGUGGAGAAUGGCGGCACAUCGAUAUCCGCGGUGCCCGCCGCACCCGGAGCCCAGCUCUCUUGCCCGAUUUGCAAUGAAGAGAUGUUGACUUUACUACAGCUCAACAGGCAUCUCGACGACAUUCACCAGAAUCUAGAAGAUGACAGACAAGAUGAAGUCAAGGAUUGGUUCAAAGUGCAAAUGGAAAAAGCGAAACGGUUUCAACCCCUUGCUGUACUCAAUCAAAAAUUGAAGGGUCUUGAUGUUUUCGAGUCAAACGAGAAUCAGACCACAACCAUCAGCAGUCGCCCUCUCGCGCCUCAUGUGGGAUCCUCCGAUACCUCUACCACCCCGAAACUUUUGGAUCCCGAGGACCUGAUCACAAAGGAACACUGGCAAGUUGGUUCUCUCUAUGACACCUGCCUGGAGCCCUCUUGCGGCAAGCGGCUCAAUGCUACCAACGGAUGCGUGAAUUGUCGGAAGUGCGGGAAACUCUUUUGCGAGGAGCAUACAAUGUAUCAAAUGAAACUAUCACGAUCAGCACAACACGAACCUGUGAGGGGCAUUUGGGCCCGGGUCUGUGAAACAUGUUACAAAUCGAGAGAGGGUUAUAACGAUCAUGCCGGUACCGUCAGAGAUCAAACAAAUGCUUUCAAAUCUAUCAGAAAGCAGAUAGUUGACAAGGAUUUCUUGGAGGUCUCUCGACUCGAAAAACGGCUGACACGUCUCACGCAACUGCUGGCUAGUCUACCGCCAGAUCAAAUCCAAACGGGUGGUACAAAGCUAUUCGCUAUGGCUUGGCAAAAUGAUCAACGAAAAAUAUUAGAGCAAACAGUUGUCAGCUGGCAGGACGAUGCCAGUGUUGCACGGUGUCCUUUCUGCCAGCAAGAUUUCUCGGGGUAUUCUUUUCGAAGACAUCAUUGCAGAACUUGCGGGCAAGUUGUCUGCGGUGACAUCAAUACAGGCUGUUCAAAUGAGGUUGAGCUAAGCAUCUCCCCCGUUUCAAAAACGUCGGAAAAAUCUGCCGCCGGCCAUCCAAUCAAUGUGGACGUACGCAUCUGCAAAGAUUGUAGAGCCACGCUAUUUGACCGUCGAGAUUUCGAAGCGGAUGUCGCACGAAAACCCCCUGAAGUCAGGGCGUACGAUAAUCUGAUCCAAUUCGAGAGGGGUAUUCGUCUGCAUUUACCCAGGUUCCAAAAACUUCUAACCGCGUUACAGGAUCCGAGGCGACCACCAUCCUCGGCACAGAUCGCCGAUGCUUCUAAAGUCCGCAAGCGACUCAUUGAUUCUUUUGCCAAGUACGACGUUGCAGCUCGGCGGAUCCGCGAUCUACCUACCAACUCCCCUACUCAACAACGACUGCAGAAGGCUAUAUACCAACAAGCCAGUAAUUUUCUCCAUAUUCAUAUGUUGCCGUUGAAAUCUCUUCCCAGAGUUCUCAAGCAUGCUUCUCCGUCUACAAAUCUUGUGACUAGUCGCCAAUCCUCCACAAGUACUCCUGUCAAUGGAUCUUCGUCUGGGCUCCGGCACCAGGAAUCCGCACUAGCCUCCAUCAAAUAUAAAGCUGCUGCUGCAAAUGGAAGCAACAGUAGCCUGGCCAGUGAUGCUAGUAGCGCUUUAUCGGCGCUUGAGGCAGAAGAAAAAUCAUUGCGGGAGCAGCUAAUCGUUUUGGAGGAACAGAAGUUUUUUGUCUCUGAAAUGAUUGCAGAUGCCAAUCGGCGGCGCAAAUUUGAUGAAGUUAGCAGCCUCGCGGUGAAUGUUGAAGACCUGAGCCAAGAAAUUGACCGAGUUAACGGCAUGCUUGCCUCGCUUGACUUUGAAGGUGUCUACACUGCCAAUCUGCCAUCGAGUACUUGA